Messenger RNA from Rhea pennata, 1923 nucleotides. RefSeq names its product phosphatidylinositol glycan anchor biosynthesis class M (gene PIGM). Gene Ontology annotation, biological process: GPI anchor biosynthetic process. The annotation marks the transcript as partial. Gene Ontology annotation, molecular function: GPI mannosyltransferase activity; alpha-1,4-mannosyltransferase activity. Gene Ontology annotation, cellular component: glycosylphosphatidylinositol-mannosyltransferase I complex; membrane. The record is from RefSeq and is a predicted model, not a curated record. NCBI's taxonomy places the organism in Eukaryota, Metazoa, Chordata, Aves, Rheiformes, Rheidae. The transcript has a single exon.
GGGCUGCGCUGGGCGCUGGGCGCGGCGCUGGCGGCGAGGCUGGCGCUGGUGCUGUACGGGGCGCGGCAGGACGCGGCGCUGCGGGUGCGCUACACCGACGUCGACUACCGGGUGUUCACGGACGCGGCGCGGCUGGUGGCGGCGGGGCGCUCGCCCUACGCGCGGGCCACCUACCGCUACACGCCGCUGCUCGCCUGGCUCCUCACGCCCAACGCCUGCCUGGCCGAGGCCUCCGGGAAGCUGCUCUUCGUGGCCGCGGACCUGGCGGCCGCCGGCGUGGCCUACCGGGCCCUGCUGCAGCGCGGGGCGGCCGCCGGCCCGGCGUGCGCCUGCUGCGCGGCCGCCUGGCUCUUCAACCCGCUGCCCAUGGCCGUGUCCAGCCGGGGCAACGCAGAGGCCCUGGUGGCCCUGCUGGUGCUGGCCACCCUCUACUACGCCGAGGGCGGCAGCGUGGGCAAGGCGGCCGCCUGCUACGGGCUCGCUGUGCACAUGAAAAUAUACCCGCUGACUUACGCGCUGCCACUGGCGCUGCACCUGCAGCGCGGCGGCAGGGCGGCCGCGGGGCACUGCGGAAAAGCCAGGUGUCCCUCGCCAGGACACCUCUGGCAGCUCUUCGUAAACCGCGACGUGCUGCUUUUCGGAAUGGUUGCUGGAUCUGUGCUGGGCGCCCUGACCGUUGCGUUUUACUGCCUCUACGGCUGGGAGUUUUUGGAGCAGGCCUACCUCUACCACGUGACCAGGAGGGAUAUCCGGCAUAACUUCUCUCCCUAUUUCUACAUGUUGUAUUUAACUGCAGAGAGCAAAUGGAGUUCUACCCUUGGGCUCGCAGCCUUCCUGCCCCAGCUGCUGCUUCUCCUGGUUGUGUCCAUAGCGUUUUACAGAGACCUUGCCUUCUGUUGUUUCCUACACACUGCCAUUUUUGUGAGUUUUAACAAAGUAUGCACAUCCCAGUACUUUGUUUGGUAUCUCUGCCUUUUGCCCCUCAUAAUACCUAGUAUCAGGAUGUCAUGGCGUCGUGCUGUACUGCUUAUCUCUUUGUGGUUUGUUGGACAAGGCCUAUGGCUCGCUCCCGCAUACUUUCUGGAGUUUAAAGGGUAUAACACUUUUUUACUUAUAUGGUUGGCAGGUUUGCUUUUCCUUUUUAUUAAUACCUUCAUACUCUUUCAGAUUAUUUCCCAUUACCAAAAAGAAGCACAAGUGGCUGAAAAACCCAAACAACAGUAGUAAACAGAUAAGCCAAAAUCCAGAAGCAGCAUCACUGUAUAAGGAGGCUUUUCAUACCACCAGCACCUUGUUUAAUGUCAAUGUAUGUAUGCUAUACCAAAGCAUAUCAUAUGUAAAUGGUCUUUUGUCAGGGCCCUGAGGACACUGAUAGGCCUUAAUUGCACUGAGCAGGUGUCUGUGACUCCGGCCUUGUCUUUUUGGGAUGGACAUUGAAAAUAUGCUGUUGUCUCCCGUCCUGUUUCCAGUCCUGUGUCGUGGAUGGACACUGGACCCACCUGUCCUCCAGUCCUGUCUCUGCCCUCGACUCCUGUUGCUCCUGGCUGGACUCCCCUGACUUGCCAGGCCUGGGGCUGUUGAUGGACUGUGUUACCAGCACCCAGCUCUGCCUGCCACAUCCACAUACAGUGGGACUGCACCAUGGUCAGUGAGGGCACUGCCCGCGUUGGGCUCAUCCUCAGCUCCCGGCUCGUCCUCAGUCAUGGAGCAGCCCUGCUUUUGCUCUUCCCUGAAAUCCUUCUGGUCUCUUAUGUCUCUUUUUGUUUUUAUUUUACUUUAUUUAUUUUUUGAGGACUCUGGCCUCUGUCUAGGAAAACAUUAUAAAGGGAUGUUGGAGUUCAGCAGUCUUGUUGCAUGUUAGUAAGGGGGUUUGAUUCUGUAUCUUUGUUUUUGCAAGGGUUAAACUAAUGAAUAAAUAUGAGA